Messenger RNA from Fonsecaea erecta, 597 nucleotides. RefSeq lists its product as hypothetical. The transcript has a single exon. The record is from RefSeq and is a predicted model, not a curated record. Bases 1 to 597 code for a protein of 198 amino acids. Lineage: Eukaryota; Fungi; Ascomycota; Eurotiomycetes; Chaetothyriales; Herpotrichiellaceae.
AUGGCAGCCAGCGCAGAAGCAGAAGCAGAAGCGGUGUCUUACAUGGCGCAACUGAUCGAUAGAUUAUGUCCGAGCUAUCGUGUCGCCAUCGAGUUACGAUACUCGCACCGUUUCGAAUGCCCGACAUCCGUAACCUUCACCUGGCACAUCAGCUCGACGCAAUUGCAAAGCAGCGAUUGUCUCUCGGAUCUGAACGAUGUGGUUCGCUACAAACAUUACAGACUCCUACCAGAGGGCCAAUACAACCACUACUACCUCCACUGGGGCAGCUUGAGGUACCCAGGUGCUGCCCAGAAAAGCUGGUUCUACACCAGAGAAGAGCAGCUCCGCUUGUUGCAAAGUCUUCCAUUAGUCAGAACCCACCCACUGCCGCAGCUCACUCUCUGCUAUGCUGUGAUGAAAAGUGGGCAGAGGAGUCAUGAACUGGGCAAGCAGCCGCUUAUAACCGAUCUCGAAGCCCACCUCCAAUGCUACAAACAAAUCAACUAUGCAGGACAAUGCUUUAUUGCCGAAAGGCACAUUCGAGCGGUCUCGAAGAGCAUGGCAUCAUGCUACUGCAUGUCCAAGCGCGCAUCCCCAACCGUGAGCAGUACAUAA